UCCUCUCGGUUAUGGAUGAAACGAGUCCGCUGGUGUCUCCCAUCCGCGACUCGGACCUGAGCUCCUUCCCCUCGGAGCCUCUGAGUCCCCGGGGCGGAUUUGGCGGCGCGCCGGGUUCGGUGGUUCGUGUCCCGGCCGGGAGUCCCGGGCGCAGCCGGGAGAGGCAGCCGCUGCUGGACAGGGACCGGGACCGGGGAGGGUCGCCGCGGGACCCGCACAGGAACGAGUUCCCCGAGGAUCCCGAGUUCAGAGAGAUCAUCCGCAAGGCGGAGAGAGCCAUCGAUGAAGGGAUCUACCCGGAGAGGAUCUACCAGGGAUCCAGCGGAAGCUACUUCGUGAAGGACACUCAGGGGAAGAUCAUCGGCGUGUUCAAGCCGAAGAACGAGGAGCCGUACGGCCAGCUGAACCCAAAAUGGACCAAGUGGCUGCAGAAGCUGUGCUGUCCGUGCUGCUUCGGGCGGGACUGCCUGGUCCUGAACCAGGGCUACCUCUCCGAGGCUGGAGCCAGCUUAGUGGAUCAGAAGCUGGAGCUCAACGUGGUGCCACGUACCCGGGUGGUCUACUUGGCGAGCGACACCUUUAACUACAGCGCCAUAGACAGAGUGAAGUCUCGAGGUAAACGACUCGCCCUGGAGAAGGUGCCCAAAGUCGGCCAGCGCUUCCACAGGAUCGGCCUGCCUCCCAAGGUCGGCUCGUUCCAGCUCUUCGUGGACGGCUACAAGGACGCCGAUUUCUGGCUGCGGCGCUUCGAGACCGAGCCUUUACCGGAGAACAACAACCGGCAGCUCCAGCUCCAGUUCGAGAGGCUGGUGGUGCUGGAUUACAUCAUCCGAAACACAGAUCGAGGUAACGAUAACUGGCUGAUAAAGUACGACUGUCCCAUGGACACCUCGGGGAACCGGGACACCGACUGGGUGGUGGUGAAGGACCCCAUCAUUAAAAUAGCGGCGAUCGAUAACGGCCUGGCGUUCCCGCUCAAGCACCCCGACUCGUGGAGAGCCUACCCGUUCUACUGGGCGUGGCUGGCGCAGGCGAAGGUGCCGUUCUCACAGGAGAUCCGGGAGCUGGUCCUGCCCAAACUCUCCGACCCCAACUUCAUCAAGGACCUGGAGGAGGACCUCUAUGAGCUCUUCAAGAAGGAUCCAGGUUUCGACAGAGGUCAGUUCCACAAACAGCUCUCGGUGAUGAGAGGACAGGUCUUGAACCUCACUCAGGCCCUGAAGGACGGUAAGUCGCCGCUGCAGCUGGUCCAGAUGCCGCCGGUGAUCGUGGAGACGGCGCGGGCGCCGCAGCGCGCCAACAGCGAGUCGUACACGCAGAGCUUCCAGAGCCGCCGGCCGUUCUUCACGCGGUGGUGACGGGCGUGCGGGCGAGGCUGCCCCGCCCCUCCUCUCGUAGAGGGGGAGCGUCCCGAUUUACAGCAGGACUGAAACCUUUUAGCUUUUUUUUG
Molecule: messenger RNA, 1450 nt
Organism: Trichomycterus rosablanca
Lineage: Eukaryota; Metazoa; Chordata; Actinopteri; Siluriformes; Trichomycteridae
Gene: pi4k2a
Product: phosphatidylinositol 4-kinase type 2 alpha
Exons: 9
Coding region: 12-1358 (448 amino acids)
Biological process (GO): endosome organization; phosphatidylinositol phosphate biosynthetic process; Golgi organization
Cellular component (GO): endosome; plasma membrane; trans-Golgi network
Molecular function (GO): 1-phosphatidylinositol 4-kinase activity
Source: RefSeq, a predicted model, not a curated record